AUGUCGACGAUGAUCACUUUUGCGGCCAACAACGAGUUUUUCAGGAAACGCAAGCGCGUCCACCGCGCAUGCGAAUCAUGCAAGAGACGCAGAAAGCGUUGUAGCCAUACUUUCGACGACGAGGCAGAACAGGGAAAUAGCGGGAGGAAUACCCAAAGUGGACAUUCACCCUCGGAACCUGCGAGCGCGCACUACCAUCCUCAUGAUCCAAGAGGGCCCCGUGGGGACUCGCAUCCUCACGGCCAUGCACACUCCACAAUGCCGCCGUCGCAAAGUCCCGCCUCGGAUCACACCGCCCAAACACCACCAAACUUCCUAGGCUACCUGAAUCCGGAAGCCGUCUUACGAGAGCAAGUUCAUUCCGAGCGUGGAAAGGCCGUUCAGUCACCCGGUCAUCCUCCCAUCGGACAGUGGAUCCCAGAGCGGGACCAGCGACCAACGUCGACACAGUCUGGGCCGAGUACGUCCCGUAUUGUUGAGACCGGUCCGCAUUCUAACCAGGAGAAUCAAAUCUCACGGGCGCUUCAAACCUACCUGAAUGCGGUCGGCGUUAAUAUCUUGCCGUCACGAGAAAACCAAGCUAUACUGCUCGAAAUCUACUUCAACUAUGUGCAUCCACUGUUGCCACUCGUCGACAAGGAACUCUUCUAUGAACAGUACCAUCACGGUAGAGAAUCGCGGGUCCUUAUGCAAGCGAUAUGUAUCGUAGCAUCGAAACACGCUUCGGCUGCGAAGCAUCUGUAUCUAGACAACGACACUGCUUCUCUGCCAAUGAGCCCACGGGAGUUUUCUCAGAGACUGUAUAAUGCCGUCAUUGUCGGUAUCGAGGCAAAGCUGGAGAAGAAUCGUGUCGUGCUGAUUCAAGUACUUGCUCUGAUUUCCCUACAUUGCGAGGGUCCAGAUGGCGCCGAACAAGCUUCAAUGCACCUAGCCCAAGCUAUCCAUCACGCACAUACAUUCGGCCUGCAAUUUGGACAUCAAUGGAAGAACCAGAGUUCGGAAUCCCAAGGUAACUUGGAAGACGUCUUCUGGUGUCUAUGGAGUCUUGACAAGAUCAAUGCUUGUAUGAAUGGGCGACCAUUGCUUAUGCACGAUCGAGAUAACAGCCUGAGGCAGUUACCAUCAGAUCCAGAGAAGCGGUCAAGCCCGUUCGGUAUCUGGCUGCAGAUAUCUGAGAUGCUGGACAAGGUCAUAGAUUACUAUCGGCCCGGAAGGGCUGUGGAAGAGACUGGUUGGGAAGGCGAUGACUUCUUGGGUUUCGAAGAGAUGGUUGGUGAUGGUGAAGAUAAGUUGGACGGUCCCAUUAUGAGCCUCCUCUCACUCUUCCACCACACCAUGUGCAUGGCCUCACAUAAGUCACUCUCCAUCAACGCCCCUGUCAAAUCAACACCAUCAUACGUCCGCCAAAGUCUGUCAGCAACACGAGUCAUCCACCUCCUUAACGCAGAACCGCCAGAAAUGCUCCCACCGCUCCCCAUCGUACCCUAUGCGCUGGGUGUAGCUUUGAGUGUGGUAUAUCGCCACUUCCGGUCUCGCCGCUUAAAGGUUCACGUCAACCGCGCCACAGAGGAACUGAAGCAGUGUGUUCGUCUUCUUGACCGGCUACGCAACGCAUGGUGGUCCGCCGGUACAACAGCAGAUCUCGGUCGCGCAGUUCUCAGCAACGCCGCGGGACGCAACACCAACGCGGUCAACACACCCAUACCCGUGCCAGCAGAACCCCGUCACACUGAACCGAAAACCGAACCUCCAACCCCACAGAGCACGCACAGCGGGCAACUACCACCGCCAAACCACCCCCAGCAUUGGCCGCAAGACAUUGAAACACGAAUCGACCCGCGUCUUCAACAACACCAACCUCACCCCCACGCCAACUCUCCCAUGACCAGCCUCCUCAAUCCCAUCUCCACACCAAACCCCGGCCAACAUCCUACAAGCAGCGAGCGUGCAGACCGAGCUCCCAUGGCCGCCGGCCCUCCUGCUGGCUUCAGUUUCGCCGAGCAAAGCCCAGAUUGGCUCAACUUUGACGCGGCGUUUGAAAACUUCGAGGGCUUGUUGGGAAGCAGUGGUGCGGAUUUGAGUAAUGAGCUUUUCAGGCCAUUGAAUUAUGAGACUCUCGAGGGGUUUCUAGAUCCUGCUGCUUAG
Messenger RNA from Pyrenophora tritici-repentis Pt-1C-BFP, 2145 nucleotides. Its product is annotated as Fungal-trans multi-domain protein. Gene Ontology annotation, molecular function: DNA binding; zinc ion binding; DNA-binding transcription factor activity, RNA polymerase II-specific. NCBI's taxonomy places the organism in Eukaryota, Fungi, Ascomycota, Dothideomycetes, Pleosporales, Pleosporaceae. The record is from RefSeq and is a predicted model, not a curated record. Gene Ontology annotation, biological process: DNA-templated transcription; regulation of DNA-templated transcription.